Messenger RNA from Komagataella phaffii GS115, 1014 nucleotides. RefSeq names its product Essential protein involved in the TOR signaling pathway. Gene Ontology annotation, molecular function: protein phosphatase 2A binding. Gene Ontology annotation, biological process: regulation of dephosphorylation; regulation of signal transduction. Lineage: Eukaryota; Fungi; Ascomycota; Pichiomycetes; Pichiales; Pichiaceae. The record is from RefSeq and is a predicted model, not a curated record. The transcript has a single exon. Gene Ontology annotation, cellular component: cytosol. The coding region runs from base 1 to 1014 and encodes 337 amino acids.
AUGUCUGAACUUCCGCUAUCUGAACAGUUUCAGAGUGCUUUGAAAGGCGUUAAUAACAUAGUUAACUCCAAUCUUAGAAAAGAUUCCACAGAGUUCUCCUUGAAACUGGAACAGAUUAUACAUCAACUAGAUAAUGUCAAAUCCUCAAUAUUGAGGCUCGCACUGUUCAGCAUCAAUGAGACAAUCGAAGAAAUUGCCACCAAACAUAUCCAAUACCUGUCUAUCGAUUACUACAUUGCUUCAUGUCUUGAGCUUAAUAUGGACAGGAAGUCAAGAGCAAAAACAUUGAAGUCUUCGCAGAAAUUUUAUCUACAGUUCCUUCAUUCGUUGGACAAUUACGAAAUAUUAGACAAAUCGCAAUCACAACUACUAGAACACUUCAAGGAUCCAUAUAAUCCCACCCUAGAAGAACUAAGGCCUAGUGAUCCUACGCAAAGAAGAGAGUACAAGAUUGAGAACUUCAAACAGGAAAAAGCCCUGAAUGAACGUCUGAAAAUUAUUGAUCAGGUAGACAAUCUAGACGACGAGAUAGUCAGGCAAGUGUACAUUGACCAGUUGAAACUGUUUGCCCUCAAUGCCCUUCAGUCAUACGAGGGGAACAUGCUAGAGUUAGAGGUGUUGAAGAAUAUUCCUGAACCGAAAAUUGAAGAGGAAGAUCACCCAGACGAGGUAUUGCCCUUCGAAUAUACUGACAAACUAGAGACUUUGAAGUCACCUCUUGUAUCGAAACAAGGAAGGGUACUGAAACCGUUCACCAUAGUUAGUGACAGGAACCAAUUGAGGUCCAAGGUCUAUGGUACUGGUCAAGUUCUUCCUUCCAUGACAGUUGAAGAGUUAGUAGAACAAGAGCUUCAGAACGGCGGAAUGGUCAAACCGCAACAACCUCAAGACAAUGACGAAGAAGCCGGGGAUGCGGACAAAUACCAUGACCAAGAAACUUACAAAGCCCGCCAAUGGGAUGAAUUUAAAGAAGCCAAUCCAAAGGGAAGUGGUAACACUACUAACAGAGGAUGA